Messenger RNA from Sapajus apella (tufted capuchin), 5165 nucleotides. It is a transcript of the gene CCDC13, whose product is annotated as coiled-coil domain containing 13. Gene Ontology annotation, biological process: non-motile cilium assembly; cytoplasmic microtubule organization. Lineage: Eukaryota; Metazoa; Chordata; Mammalia; Primates; Cebidae. Gene Ontology annotation, cellular component: centriolar satellite. The transcript is spliced from 17 exons. The coding region runs from base 112 to 2235 and encodes 707 amino acids. The record is from RefSeq and is a predicted model, not a curated record.
CGAGUGACAACGCUGGUUUCCCUGGUGACGGUUGCCGGGGCAGCGCGUGCCGGCGUCCGGAAGAAGUGGCCUAGCCGCGGCCGGGAGAGGUGCAGAGAGACGGCGGGCAGGAUGGCGGCAGAUGAAAGCUCGCAGGACACUUUGCGGCUCCAGUUCCAGGCGAUGCAGGAGAUGCAGCGCAAACGGUUACAGAAGCAGAUGGAGAGAAAGAGGGAGAAGGAACUGAGCCCCGAAAGCAGAGCCGACGGCCAGGAGGAGCCCUUGGAGGUCCCAGGUGGUCUCAGCCUUCUCCAUGCCGGGGAGCCACACUCGAAAAACAGCUUUGAGAAGAGGGUGCUUGAAGAUGAGAUUGAACACCUUCGAAACGAGCUCAGGGAAACAGUGGACGAGAACGGGCGAUUGUGUAAGCUGCUGAAGGAAAGGGACUUUGAAAUCAAACACCUCAGAAAGAAAAUAGAAGAGGACAGACUUGCCUUCACAGGGACAGCUGGUAUAGCUGGAGACGUGGUCGCCACCAAAAUUGUGGAGCUAUCAAAAAAGAACCGGGUGUUGAUGGCAGAAUCAGAGGGUGCAAAAACCAGAGUGAAGCAGCUGACCAGUCGCAUCCAGGAGCUGGAGCGGGAACUGCAGUCAGCCCUGACCAGGCCGCCAGCCAAGGGGGCUGCCAACGCGGGAGCCGGGCCGCCGAGGACGCGGACGGGAGACGGAGCAUUGCGGGAGACCCCAGAGGUGAAGGCCCUGCAGGACAGGCUGGCAGCCACCACCUUGAAGAUGAGUGACCUCCGUAACCAGAUCCAGUCUGUGAAGCAGGAGCUGCGGGUGGCGCAGAAGGUUUUGGCCAGCGAGGUUGGGGAAGGCAUCGAUGUCCAGCAGCUCCUGUCCUUGCCGGGGACCUGGAGGGGUCGGGCUCAACAAAUUCUCGUUUUGCAAAGCAAGGUUCGAGAGCUUGAGAAGCAGCUGGGCCAGGCCCGGAGCCAGCCUGCAGGAACAGGCAGCGAUGAGUUGUCUGUGUGCCCAGACCCACGGAAGCUGUCGGCACAGGAGAAACACCUGCUGAGGAUCCGCAGCUUGGAGAGGGAGAAGCAGGAAGGCCUGGAGAAACUUGCCGGUGAGCGCGACGCCCUCCAGAGAGAGCUUGAGGAGCUGAGAAAGAAGUGUGAGGGCGUGAGGUCUCGGAACAAGGUGCUGGCGAGUGAGGUGAAGACACUCAGGAGUCAGAUGGGGACCCUGGUGGAGAAGGGCCGGCAUGACGACGAGCUCAUCGACGCCCUCAUGGACCAGCUGAAGCAGCUGCAGGAGACCCUCGGCAGCCUGAGUCUGAAGGAGGAGAAGACGCGACUGUCCCAGCACCACAUGGACCAGCGGCUGAACAGCGAGGCCCAGCGGAGCAGCAGCCUCGUGGCCCAGCUGCAGGCCAUGGUGGCUGAGCGGGAGGCCAGAGUGCAGCAGCUGGAGAUGGAGGUCGGGCAGCUCAGUGUGCAGUAUCUUCGGAAUAAUGGAGCGGGCGAGGGGCCCGGUGUCCCUGAGGUCAGCCCUGCCUGUACCCAGUUCCUGGAGGACCCAGACCUGGCCAAGCCCCCGACCUCGGCCAGUGACCGUGCUGGCAGGCUGGGGUCUUCUCGCUCUGUGACCAGCCUGGGCCACACACUGGUGGAAUCUGCUCUCACGAGGCCUUCCCUGCCCAGUCCCCACAGGACCUCGCCUAGGUUCUCGGACUCCCCAGAACAAAAAGGCUGGCAGGCACGAGUGGCAGAGCUGAAGACCCUUUGGCAGGCUGCUGAGGUCGAGCGUGACCGGCUCGCCGAGUUUGUCACCGUCCUGCAGAAACGCCCACAGAAAACAGGGACCUCGGCCCUCCAGCUCCCAGGAACUGGAAUCUCUCAACACUCGGAACGGGCCUGCAAGUGGAUUUUCCCCCGGAACCUCCGGAGAAGAGCCCAGGGUGGACGAGAGUGGCGGCAAGCUCCUGGAGUCGGAGAGGAAGCUGCAGGAGGAGCGGCACCGCACUGUGCUGCUGGAGCAGCGGCUGGAGAAGACGCGCCUGGAGCCAGGGAGGGCGUCAGCCUCCCAGAGAGCAGCCCCCAGGACCAAAACAGGUCUGCCCACCUCCAACGCCAGGCACAACCCAGCUGGGAGCGAGAAGGACCCGUCGUCUGCCCAACUCUCCGACAUGCCCACAGAAUCCCAAAUGGAAGAGCUGACAACCAGGCUGGCCGUCCAGGGGGAGGAGAAUGAAAUGCUGAAGGCUGCCCUGGCCAGUGCCCUGCAGGGAAAGGAGGAGGACUUCCGGAUGUACCGCGAGAUCCUGGGCCAGGUGAAAAGUGUCUUCCUGCAGGCCCUGCGGCAGCAGAAGACAGACAAGCAGUAGGUGACAGCCCAGUGUCGGCCUGGCCGGGUGGGCAGCCUCGGGUGCCCCAUAGCCACACACCCCAGCUCCAUCUGCUCCGGGAAGCCGGCCCAGGGUAGCCAGCUCAGCUGCUGCUACCAGAAGAGGCUCCUUCAGGAUGACCAAAACCGACGCCGCAGGCCAGGAGGGCAGAAGAGAAGCCCUGGAGGGACACUGAGAGACCCUGCAGGCCGGCCGGGCUGCAGCAGCAGAGAGGCACAGUGGCCCGCUGGCAGAGGUGACAGCUCCGGGACAGCAAGGUGGCUGCGUAUGGCAGACGUGUCCCUUGUCCAGGUGCUCGCCGCCCUGGUCCUAGGCACUUGCCAUGGACGCCCCGUGGCCCCACACACAGGAGAGCCCUUGGUUACUCUGGCUGGGCACGUCCCACGCCACUGAGCCCCGCCCUGUCCCUCACCCCAUCCCGGCUCCAUCUGUAGCCGUCCACGCCCUGCGCAGACUUGGGGCACGGUGCCCUCAGCUGGAUUGUCAGCCGCCCUCAGGUUCUGCCCCAGAUGCAGACCCUCGGACUUGUAAUAAUAAGCAUUUUCAUAGUCACCGCAGCUCCCAGUGAGUAGCAUCUACUGUGGAAGUCUGGCCCCACCCAGUCUUCCAGUAACCCAGGGGAUUGUCACCCUAUUUGACGGAUGAAGAAACUGAGGGUCGCAGAAAGAAGCUGAACUAAUAUUUAACUGCAGUCCGCGACCCAAAACCAGGGUCUUGCCGUUGAGGGGUUAGCCAGGGUCGGCAUGCCCACCCGCCACUGGGCAGCCCCAUCCCAGGCAGCUGCCCUGAGCACCUCCGCCUGCUCACCAAGACUGCGGCUGGUGGGUGCUGGUGGCAGAGGACUGGGGAGGGCUCGGCUGGAGCUUCAGGCAGCUGAAGGUACAGUGUUCCUUCCUUGCCACAGUGGUCUGGGAGGGCUGCUGCAGGGGACCCUAAGGGUCUGCAGGCCUGUGUGUGACUGUCACAGUGUUGCCCUUUCUCAGCUGUAGCUACGCAAUUACAGCUACAGGAAUGAGUGUCCCCACAGAGGGUCCUCCAUAGCCACACACGCCAACUUCAGAUAUCCCGGCCACACAUGUGUACCCACAGGCCCACACAAUGCUGCAGAUGCACACAAGUACAAUUCAGGAGCGUGCAGCUAUGCACGCACACAGGCCUCUCCAUGUGCACACUCACGGAGACCCUGGUGCAGAAGAGCACACGUGGCUGUGGACACAUUCCCACAGGUGAAGACAUAGCCGCUUGUGUGUUGCUUGUGCAGUGAGGCACAGAUGCAGGUGCCCUACUAUGAAAACACCCCCUUCCCCAGGAAAAGCCGUGGGGCUGCUGGAACCCUGUCUUCUCAGCCCCUUCCUUGGGGGUGGGGCUCCGGAGGGACCUGGUGCCAGCUGCCACUCCUCAGGAGGCCUCUGACCCUGCAUGGAGCUCCCACAGCCAGGAGAGCAGCGGCCACGGAGAUGAACUGGUGGUUCUUACGGGGCCCUAGGGGUCUGCAGGAAGGAAGAGUUUUCUCUGGUUCCUUGUGAAGGAAAAUGGCCAGGCAGAGAGUCGGGAGGGAGAGGAUCUGUGCUGGGAGGGGACAGUGUGUGACAGCGAGGGGUGGGCCUCAGGGAUGCUGGGUCUGAACACCUUCUCCUGCAGCACUGGGGAGCCCAGAGGGUGGUGAGUGUGUGGGGUGCAGGCUCCGGCCUCAGGGCAGCUCAGGGAGUGAGAGGCAGGCACAGGACCAGCCGUCCUUCCUCAGGGUCACCUCAGGGAAGUGCAGAGGUGGUGUGACCUACACGCCAGCCUUUCCAGGGUGGUUCUGCCGCCCUUCCUGGGCUAGGUCUGAGAGGAAGGGGCGUCAGUCAUGGAGUCUGAACGGGUGGGGGUGCCUGGGGCAUGCUUCUCUCCCCACCUACCAGCUGUGUGGCCUUGGGCAAGUAGUGUAACCUCUCUGAUCCUCCACAUUCUUAUCUAUAAAAUGGGGACAAUAAAAUCCUCCCUGGGGGGGCUGUUAUUAACAUACAUGUCAGUAGCCCAAAGUUGUUUCAAUAAUUAUUAGUUCUCUGUUUAUUUCUGUACAAGGGGCGUAAAACCAUAGAUUGAUUUCAACAAACGUUAUAUAAGAAAGAGGGGAGAGAAGAACUGCUGAUGGGCAGGCACGGGAAAUCUCGUUUGCACAUUUGGGCAAACCGAUUCCAGCCAACUCUGGGUAUGAAGACGAGUGUUCCAGUUUCCAGACUGUAGGGGCGACCUGGACAGACUGCUGUGUGCCGUGUGUGGGAGUCCCUGUCACGCCUGCUGGCGCCUGCACCAGGCACCUCCCCACCCCCAGCUUGGUUAGAUCAGGUCUGCUGCAUUCCCCCAUGGGAACCCUCUGCAGGGCUCACUGAAGUGAAGCACCCAGUGCCAGAGCAGCUGCUAGCACGCAGUAAGUGCUCAGCAAACACUUGCUGUCCGUCUUCCCUCCACUCGCUCACCAGAACUUGAGCAGUUCCUCUGCCCCAGGCACAGACGUGCCACAGUGAGGCAGGCACAGUCCCUGGCCUCCAGGAACUCCCAGGUCAGCUGGGGAGAGACACAGACUGGUCACAGGUCACCGUUCCAUCCAGCCAGUCGGCCACCAGGCCAUCUGUGAGUGCCAACAGCAUGCCAGCCUCUGCGGGCCUGGGAGGGGCCUGGAGGUGAAUCUGGCUCAUUUCCUCCUUCCAGGGAGUUCCCAGUCCAAUCAGAGGCGUGGGAAACGCCGUGAUGGAGCUGGGCGGGAAGGGCACCUGGCCCCAGACUGCAGCAC